AUGGCAUCCAUUUUCUCUUGUUUAUGUAGCGGAGGGUUCGAAAGGGAUCGAAGUAUAAGGGGCGAUUGGAGCUUUCCUCAUUCACCUCCGAUAGAUCCUGAUCUAUCUGAUGUUGAAGAAGAUGAUGAAUAUUAUACGUAUCCCCAAAAAAAUGCAACAAAUACAGUUGCUUUAGGAGGGUCCACCACUAAAGUCGUCUAUACAAAUGAUGAUGAGGGUGGUGGUGAUAGUGGUAUAUACAUUAGUGACGAGGGUAUUUAUUAUGAGAGUGGUGAGAAUAACUCCGUUAAUGAUAGUGUUAACGGCAUUUAUAGUACACCAACGGGUGAUGGUGGCUAUGAGUAUGAUGAUGGUGGGUACGAUGGUGGUGAUGGAUAUGCUAGUGGUGACGGAGAAGAAGAAGGUGGCGGAGAUGAUGAUGACAAUAGCUACAAUGGCGGUGGUGGUUAUGAGAUUGCAUGA
Messenger RNA from Capsicum annuum, 462 nucleotides. Its product is annotated as cold and drought-regulated protein CORA. The record is from RefSeq and is a predicted model, not a curated record. Lineage: Eukaryota; Viridiplantae; Streptophyta; Magnoliopsida; Solanales; Solanaceae. The coding region runs from base 1 to 462 and encodes 153 amino acids. The transcript has a single exon.